AUGGAGAAUCAGCAGACCUUGAAUGAUGGAAAAUUGGGAAAAAAUAAACUUUCCUUGAAUGAGAUGAUAUUGAAUCUCACCCUGGAGAUCAUCCACCUGCUGACUGCAGAGGACUGUGCUGUAGUUAUGAAGACAUCUCUUGAGAGUAUUACAAAGAGGAAAAGUCCCCGCUUGUCUACAAUAACAAGAGCAAGACAAAACCCCAUCACUGUGCCUCCACCUACCUUCCUAAAUCUUGAGAGAAACAAUGGACACCAUGUCAGGAAUACUUUGGAGGGAGAUAUUUUUUCAUCUCCAGAUUAUGAUGUGGAAAAUAAUGAGAUUGCUGAAUAUUCUCAUGAAGUGAAUGACACGAGUCGGAUUCCACCCCACAGACCAUAUCAUGUGGAGACAUCAAUGGAUCCCUCUAAUCUUGAGGAAUCUUCUGACCAAUCACAUUCUGUUACUUCAGACCUCCAUCUCCAUCCUCACAGUGCAGAUUCAUCAACACGUCCAUCUAUACCCAAGGAGUCUUCUUCGAUCCAUGAAGGGUUUCCCAAAGGAGAGAGUUCAUUAUCUUGUUUGGAGUGCGGGAAAUAUUUUAAGACAAAACCUGAACUUCAUCUACAUCUUAAAACUCACACCACGGAGAAUCUUUCAGGUUCAGAGUGCGAGAAAUCUUUCUCUAAGGAAAGCGAACUUACACAUCAGAAUAAUACAAAUUCAUGUUCAGAGUGUGGGAAACACUUUACUUCGAAAGCAAACCUCAUUAUACACCAAAGAACUCACACAGGCGACCAUCCUUAUUCAUGUUCAGAGUGCGGGAAAUGUUGCUCUCAGAAAGGAGGUCUUCUAAUACACCAAAGAACUCACACGGGUGAGCGUCCGUACUCCUGUUCAGAGUGUGGGAAAUGUUUCACUCAAAAAACAAACCUUCUUCAACACCAGAGGAGCCACACAGGUGAGCGUCCAUAUUCCUGUUCAGAGUGUGGGAAAGGUUUCACUCACAAAGGACGCCUUCUUAAACACCAGAGAAGUCACACGGGUGAGCGUUUGUUUUCAUGUUUAGAGUGCGGGGAAGGUUUUACUAACAGAGGAAGCCUCGUUUAUCACCAGAGAAGUCACACCCGUGAGGGUCCAUAUUCCUGUUCAGAGUGUGGGAAAUGUUUCAAUCACAAAGGAUGCCUUCUUACACACCAGAGAAGUCACACAGGUGAGCGUCCGUAUUCCUGUUCAGAGUGCGGGAAAUCUUUUACUUGUAAAGCAAGCCUCGUUCAUCACCAGAGAUGUCACACAGAUGAGCGUCCGUUUUCAUGUUCAGAGUGCGGGAAAUGUUUUACUAGGAAAGGAAGCCUUGUUGAACACCAGAGAAUUCACACAGGUGAGCGUCCGUUUUCCUGUUCAGAGUGCGGGAAAUCUUUUAUUCAGAGAGGAAAACUUGUUGAGCACCAGAGAAGUCACACAGGUGAGCGUCCGUAUUCCUGUUCAAAGUGCGGAAAAUGUUUUACUGUGAAAGGAAACCUUCUUCAACACGAGAGGAGACACACGAAUGAGCAUCUGUAUUCAUGUUCACAGUGUGGGAAAUGUUUUACUGUAAUAGGAAACCUUCUUCAACACCAGAGAAGUCACACAGUGAGCGUCCAUAUUCCUGUUCAGAGUGUGGGAAAUGUUACGCUCACAAAGGAAGCCUUCGUAAACACCAGAGAAUUCACACAGUGAUUGUCGGUAUUCAUCUUUCAUUGGAGAGGACAUCUAAUUAGACAUCAGAGACCCCCCCCCCCCCGCGCGUUGUAGCGGCCUGAUACAGUCCCUGGCUCAGCCCAUCAAGAAAAAAGGAGGGUCCCUGUAACUGCACAUCCAUGUGGCCCCUAGGACCGGUGUGAAAGUGGCAACCUCAGCCUGGACUCCAAUCAGGCCACGCGACCGACGCGUUUCGCUCCGCCCGUCUGAGAUUAGUCUUGUUUCUGCACAGCUUGGGGUUUGUUCCAAAUUAUAAGCUUUUCUCGUCAGCCAUGUUGACUCUGUCUUCCAUGUUUUUUAUUAGUGACAAUCCGAGCGUGUCUGGGUUUGGUUCGGUGAACAUGACAUAAACUUGGGUGCCAAAUCUGAACCCCAUUGAAGUCAAUUGCCGAAUAUUUUAAAAAACAGUUCUGUCCAUUAUUUUCUAGACUAAUAGGUAAUGAAUUGUCCAAAAAUGUCAUGAGGGGGAUGGGCAGUGCCCUGGAGGACAUGUACAAAAGCAAAAUAUAUAUAGAUAUAUAUCUUUUAGCAGAAGCCCUAUAGAAUAAAAUAAUGGGUGUUGCAA
Messenger RNA from Rana temporaria (common frog), 2284 nucleotides. RefSeq names its product zinc finger protein OZF-like. The transcript is spliced from 3 exons. Gene Ontology annotation, biological process: regulation of transcription by RNA polymerase II. Bases 1 to 1698 code for a protein of 565 amino acids. NCBI's taxonomy places the organism in Eukaryota, Metazoa, Chordata, Amphibia, Anura, Ranidae. Gene Ontology annotation, molecular function: DNA-binding transcription factor activity, RNA polymerase II-specific; RNA polymerase II cis-regulatory region sequence-specific DNA binding. The record is from RefSeq and is a predicted model, not a curated record.